AUGAUGGAUGACUUCUGUGCCCCCCAAUGGGUAGAUUUAACACGUAGUCCCCAAAUUCCUUCUGACAGCUACUUUGAAGUUGAACAUGAAGUGCAUAAACCUCAAAUGCAUUUAAAUAUAAUGACAGACUUACCUGAAUUGUGUAAGGAUGAAAGUAAAAAUACGGAUUCAGUCACAGAUGUUAAAUUUGAUGAUAGUUUAGAACCAAAAACUCCUACAUGUACUAACAUAGCGUACUUUGUACUUCAUGACAAUAAAAAACAUCUAGUACAGAAAACAGAAAAAGAAAAUCAAUUGAACAAGGCAAUGAAUGACUUGAAGCUUGAUGAAAAAUAUAAUAAAAUUCAUCAAACAUGGAAUAUAUCAGUAACUGACCUAACUUCUGCAUUUAAAGUUUCAACAACAGAGCAAAAAGGUAAAAUAACUAUACCUGAAAAAGCUAAAAAGAAUAUUCAUAUGUCAGGAACAAAGAAUGCUAUUGUUGGUAAGUUUUCAUUGGAAAAUAUUUAGAUCAAUGAUAUUAAAAAGGGAAAGAAUAUUAAAAAUGAGUCAAUAGAAAAGUCAGAAAGUCUUAAUUAUUCAGAAGAUAAUCUACCAGGGAAAAUAUUAAUGUAUAAUAUUGUAUCAAUUUCAGGAAAACAGUCUAAUACACACAGACUAAAGCAAUGCUUAUUAGGCAAGUCACAACCCAAAGUACUAACAUGUCAAUAUCGCAGAAAAAGUUUUAUAAAAGAUCGUAAAUCAAAUCAAUUUGUGAGUUUGUCAGAGAUGAUUUCUAAGUUUCAAAAUGAAACACCUGAAAGAUUCCGUACUAUAAGCAACAAAGACAUGAAGUCUGGACCCUUAAUAAAAUUCAAACGAUCUCCAUUGAAAUUAACUUAUCCAAUUUCUCCUGCAUUGAGAUGUAAACAAAGAAUAAGACAAUCAACCAUUUUGAGUCAACAGGAGCGAGAAAAGUUGGAGCUGGAAAAAAUGAAAAAGCAUCAAGUAAAAGCAAAUCCUGUGCCAGUUAAUAUUUUGAAAGGUCCAUCAGUAUUGAAAAAGGUAGCCAAGAAACCAGCAACAAUUACAGAGGAGUUCCGUUUGACUCAAUCUAAGAAAAUAUGCCACACAACAGGUUCACAAAACUCUCAGCCCAAUUUGAAUGGCAUUAAAGACAAACGAGUUAUACCAAUUAUACGUUCUAUGAGUGCUUCGAAUGUUAUCAGAAAGGAACAUGCAAGUACAGAAUCUGUUGUAGAAAAUAUAAAGUCAAUGAGUUGCAGUUUUGAAGCAAGAAGCAAAGAGUUUCAAAUUAAGAAAGAGAAAAAAUUAAAAAACCUACAUAUUCAGGAAACAAAUAAAGUUAAGAUAGAGUUUCGUGCAAGACCUGCAUCAAAAUUUUCAAAACCAACAAAUACAAUUAAAGAGCAAAAUACACAAAAAAGAGUAGUUGUUCUAUGCCCCUUCAGUUUUGAGGAAAGAAAUAAAUUUCUUGCAAACAAAAUGGAAGAACGCGUGAAACAAAUGCGGGAAAUGAAUAAAGAAAGUCGAGUAUUUCAUGCUAAUCCUGUACCAAGCUUUAAAAAUAUUGUAGUUCAUAGUUUAUCUAAAGAGAACUUAAAGAAGAAUGGAAAUGAUACAAAGGAACUUGGAAAUAAACAAAUAAAUAUGCCCAGUAACCAAAAAAAUAAACAGCUUAAUAUAAAGAACAACACUGAGAUAAUUCUAGUGGAUAAAAAAAAGGUAAAAACAAAACAUCAUACUGUAGACUCCAAAUCUGACAAAAAACAAACUAAAACUAAUGUAAACUCGGUAAAUACUAAUUAUGAGAAACUAAAUACUCAAAAAAAGGUUGCCAAUUUUGAAUUAAAUACAAAGAAACAAGCCAAGGAAAGAAACGAAUACAAUGAUAAAAUAAGGAAAGAUGAACAUGAAUUGGAAGUAAAGAGAUUAGAGGAGGAAAAAAAGAGAUUACUACAACAAAAAUUGGAAAGGACAGAGCUGCGUAAAAUGACAAUAUUUAAGGCUAGACCAAUGCCAGUGUACAAACCUCUGGUUGUAAUGAAAUCAACCAAGCCUCCAACCAGCCCACGAAGUCCUGCAUUAGGACUUAGAACCAAAGCAAAAAGUAUUUCUUAAUUUUAGUA
This is a messenger RNA of Eufriesea mexicana, 2129 nucleotides long. RefSeq names its product targeting protein for Xklp2 homolog. The record is from RefSeq and is a predicted model, not a curated record. The transcript has a single exon. Lineage: Eukaryota; Metazoa; Arthropoda; Insecta; Hymenoptera; Apidae.